Molecule: messenger RNA, 1419 nt
Organism: Bufo bufo (common toad)
Lineage: Eukaryota; Metazoa; Chordata; Amphibia; Anura; Bufonidae
Gene: TEKTL1
Product: coiled-coil domain containing 105
Exons: 9
Coding region: 126-1337 (403 amino acids)
Source: RefSeq, a predicted model, not a curated record
CCAGAUCAGAGCCAUCUACACAGGACAAACUAGAUCGGGGGAGGACAGAAGAAGAAGGAGAGGACGGAACGCACAGAGGUCUCGGCCAUUUGUGAGUGCAAGCAAGAGGACUCUCUGACCACCUCAUGGCGGAAAUCUCUGUGGGAUCGGCCACCUGGCGAGAUGCCUCUUAUAAGACCAUCUUCCUGGCAAAGGAUCUUAGGAUACGGCCAUUUUCUUGUCUUCCUCCCAAUGCAAGUACCAAAGAUAAGAUGAGAUCAGAAGGUGAGAAGACCCAGAUGAAGAGUAUCAGGAGAGAGCACCCUACACCUCCCCCCUUCAACCGAGACCUAAUUAUCGACACAUGCAAUACUUACGCCCGCGGGUACAUGAGAGAAACCCGAACCUCAAUGUCCAUUCUGAGACAAGCCUUGUGCGAGAUGAACCACCAUAUCCAUAGACUGCAAAAACAGAGGAGCACACUAGAAAGAUCCCAUGUUAAUACUAGAAGAGACAUCCUGACGAAUAACGAGACUACUCAUCUGCGUAGCACAAGGCCCAUGAGCGAGAGGUAUCCUGAUAAAGUUGAUCAUCUUUUACAAGAAGAGAAGAAAGGACUUCAUGACCUGAAGAGACAUUCGGAGAAUCAGCUACAUCAAAUCUCGAGGCAGCUCCAGGUUCUCUACUCACACCGUCAGAAGCUCCUAGAUUCUUGUAAAGAAAAGGGACGGGUCUUGGACAUUAUCGGUGAGAACGCCCGAUGUCGAGAGCAAGUUGGUGGCAAUAAGCUGCUGGGUCCUGAAAACACAGAUUGUCAGGUGGCUAUCGGCAAUGCUCUGGUCACAUCUGAAAAAUUCCGAAACACGCAACCUCCUAAUUGGCAGAAACCGGAGGACCGCCGAGAGCUGAAAGAAACUGUGACCCAAGCGCUGUGCAAGAAGGCGGAGGAGAGCGCCCGCAUCUGGGAGGAUUUAACAUUGACUUCUGGAGAUGUGAAGAACAUGAUGCAAAGGCAGCAGAGAAUUCACGAUGAGAUGGAGGCCGGUUACCAGUUACAGCUGGGCCCGGUCUCCAGUCUGGAUCUCUCCACACGAGAACGUUUAGAUCGUCCAUUAGUGAGAGUCCUUCAGAGGCAUCCCGGAACCCAGCUCCCAGAGAGCACGCUCAUCAUACAGGGCACUGCGUCCUUGCAGAAGUCUCUCGAUAAGAACCGCGAUAGAAUUGGCCUCUUACAUUACACCCAGUCAACAUUAAAGAAUGAUCAGGAGAACAAGCUGCGAGGAGAGAGCAUCGACCGAGAGGCUGCGAGACUGCGGGCGAGGAGCGCCAAGGGCCGAAGAGAGAGGCUGUGCCUGUGAGAGAGGGGCAAUGCCAGACAAAAACUAAACGCUGGGAGCAGGCUGUAUAAGACUGCCGGUCAUAUCUACCCGGUGCACGAGG